Messenger RNA from Salarias fasciatus (jewelled blenny), 1837 nucleotides. Its product is annotated as succinate--hydroxymethylglutarate CoA-transferase. The record is from RefSeq and is a predicted model, not a curated record. The transcript is spliced from 14 exons. Gene Ontology annotation, cellular component: mitochondrion. Lineage: Eukaryota; Metazoa; Chordata; Actinopteri; Blenniiformes; Blenniidae. The coding region runs from base 1 to 1347 and encodes 448 amino acids. Gene Ontology annotation, molecular function: succinate-hydroxymethylglutarate CoA-transferase activity.
AUGUCGGCGUCUCUCAGAGUGAUUCAACCCGCGGUCGGAGCUCUCCGUCCGGCCGGCUGCAGCUCUCUGCUGCGGGGGAGAGAGCCGAGGAGGGGUCCGGGGGUCGAGCGCUGGAUGUCGGACUCGCUCACAGGAGGAAACCUCAGACCACUAGAGGGCGUCAGAGUCCUGGACUUGACGAGGGUUCUGGCCGGUCCCUUCACCACCAUGAUCCUGGGAGACCUGGGAGCCGAGGUGAUCAAAGUGGAGAGACCAGGAGCCGGCGAUGACACUCGGGCCUGGGGUCCUCCCUUUGUGGGUUCAGAAAGUGCUUACUUCCUCAGUGUCAACCGGAACAAGAAGAGCAUCGCUGUGGACCUGAAGCAUCCCAGAGGAGCCGAGACCGUCCAGCAGCUGGCAGGAGUGUGUGACGUGCUGCUGGAGAACUACCUGCCGGGGAAGCUGCAGCAGAUGGGUUUGGGCUUCGAGCAGCUGAGCAGAGUGAACCCGCGGCUCAUCUACUGCUCCAUCUCGGGCUAUGGACAGACUGGCCCUCAGUCUCAGAGUCCAGGCUACGACUCCAUCGUCUCGGCCGCGUCGGGAAUGAUGCACAUCACUGGUCCAGAGGACGGUGAGCCGGUGCGCCCGGGCGUUGCCAUGACGGACUUGGCGACGGGUCUGUACGCACACGGAGCCGUCAUGGCGGCACUGCUGCAGCGACACAAGACAGGAAGAGGAACGCACAUCGACUGCAACCUGCUGUCCUCUCAGGUUUCCUGCAUCAGCCACAUCGCUGCAAACUAUCUGAAUGCCGGGAAAGAGGCGAGACGCUGGGGGACGGCCCACGGAAGCAUCGUACCGUACCAGGCCUUCAGAACCAAAGACGGGUACAUCGUCAUCGGGGCGGGAAACGAUAAGCAGUUUGUGAAAGCCUGCGAGGUUGUGGACCUUCUGGAGCUCACACAGGAACCAAAGUACAAAACCAACAAGUUGAGGGUGGAGAACCGCAAACAGCUGCUGCACACACUCUCACAAAGGCUCCUGCAGGAGACGACGGCUGAUUGGCUGAAGAGGUUCGAGGGCUCAGGCGUUCCUGUGGGACCAAUCAACAGCAUCCAGCAGGUGUUCAGUGACCCACAGGUCAAACACAACGGUCUUAUCCAGGAGAUGAACCAUCCGACAGCGGGACGCAUCGCUGUACCUGGUCCAGCCGUUCGGUUCAGCAGCUUCUCGCCUGCCGGGCCGACGCCCCCUCCUCUGAUUGGUCAGCACACGGUGCAGGUGCUCCGGGACACCUUGGCCUACAGUGAGGAGACCAUCCAGGCCCUGCUGGAGUCGGGGGUGGUGGUCCAGAACCGAGUGUCCUGAUUGGCUCAGAGGCAACGAGACGCCGACAAGAACAAGGACAAACAGGUUCAAUCCAGCUGAAUGUCCUCAGAGCUGCACUCCACUUUUAUUCUUCAUAGAAGAGCAUUUUUCACAGCUAAUUCUUCUCUUUAGGAAGUGAUUAUUGCUGAUUUUCUACUGUGAUAUGUAUAUAAAUUGUGUUUUUUACACAGUAUGCACUAUAAAUAUCACUCCUUCUGUGAUACAAACAAUACCUCAUCACAAUCAUACAAUCAACUCAACAGGAUAACUGAAAUCAAACACUCCGAUCAGUUUACAGCAACAGUCCAAUAAUGUAAAAGCAACAUUUAUAAUGCAACUUUAGUUGUGCUCCUUCAAACACUGGACUCAUAAACAGCUUUAAAGCCCAGUUCUCUCCAUUGUCACUCCACCACUUGUAAAAAUAUGUGUUUUUAUGACUGUGGUUGUAACUUUUUACGAGCAGCUGGUUGUGAAUAAAGUAUUUCCAUCA